This is a messenger RNA of Pantherophis guttatus, 2533 nucleotides long. RefSeq names its product vomeronasal type-2 receptor 26-like. Gene Ontology annotation, molecular function: G protein-coupled receptor activity. The record is from RefSeq and is a predicted model, not a curated record. Gene Ontology annotation, biological process: G protein-coupled receptor signaling pathway. NCBI's taxonomy places the organism in Eukaryota, Metazoa, Chordata, Lepidosauria, Squamata, Colubridae. Gene Ontology annotation, cellular component: plasma membrane.
AUGAUAUUAUUCUUUGCAAUAGCAAUAUUGUCCUUGUAUGUAGAUGCUGAUACAACCUUUGCUAAAUGUUCUGUAGGAAAUCAGCCUUUCAUUAAGCACAAGCGAUAUCAUUCAGAAGAUUUGGUCAUUGCGGGCAUUUCUUAUCAAAUUUACAUGGUAUCUGAUGAAAUAACAUUCAGAAGAAAUACAUCAGAUGAACUGUUUGGUGAUUUAAUCUAUUACCUGCCAAAAUGGAUUUAUCUGGCUUCCAUGGAGCUUAUCUCUACAAAGGGAAAAUUCAUCCCCAACUACAAAUGUGACCUCAAGGACAAUGUAAUAUCUGUGAUUGCAGGACAUAAUGCUUUCAUUGCUCAGUUCAUGUCAAACAUUCUGAGCAAAUAUAAGAUCCCACAGCUCAUAUAUGGUUCAACUGCAGAGAUAGAUGACAACAUAGAAGCUGCUUUCUUCCGUCAAUUAUUUCCAAAUGAAGACCUUCAAAUUAUGGGGCUGGUCCAAUUGUUGCUUCACUUCCAGUGGAAAUGGAUUGGGCUCAUUGUCCCAAACCCUGAACAUGGGAAGAGGUUCAUACAGAAUAGGCUUGAUAUAUUUUCUAAGAAUGGCAUUUGUUUUGAUUUCAUAGUAGAAUUGUCAAAGGACUCUGUUACCAAUGAUAUUGACAUUCAACUGAAUGGUUAUGUUUUGCUGUAUAAGGCUAUUAUGAGAAGUACUACCAACGUUGUAAUCACAUAUGGUGAAAAUCAGAACAUGGCUAUUCUUAGAAUGUUGCCAUUUAUUUCAGAAUAUGAAGACAUGCAAAUGAAGAGAAAAGAUAAAGUUUGGGUCAUGCCAGCACAGAUGGAAUUCACAUCAGUCCGCUUUCUAAGAUAUAGGGCCAUGGAUUUCAUCCAUGGUGCACUAUCGUUGGCAGUUUCCUCAAAGGAAAUAUUAGGGUUUAAGAAAUUUAUUCAGACGAGAAAGCCUUCUUCUUCAGAAGAGGACACUUUGACAAGAGUGUUUUGGGAAAAUGCAUUUGAAUGUUCUUUCCCAAAUGCUGGGUUAGAUGAGGACAGUGACAAUCAGUGCACUGGUGCGGAGUCACUGGAGACCCUUCCUAAAUCUGUGAUUGAAUGUAGUAUUACUGGGCAUAGUUAUAGCAUUUACAAUGCUGUCUAUGCAGUGGCCCAUGCUUUGCAAGCCAUGCUUUCAUCUAAGAGCAGAAAAAGGAGAAAUGCUUGGGAACUCAGUCAACAGUCGUGGCAGUUUCAUUGGUAUCUGAAAGCUGUUUCAUUUAACAACAGUGCUGGAGAAAUGGUUUCCUUUGACGAAAGAGGAGAGCUACCAACUGGAUUUGAUGUUAUCAACUGGGUCACCUUCCCCAACCAAUCAUUUCAUCGAAUCAAAAUUGGAAACAUAGCUCCAGUGACUGCCCCUGAAAAUCUUCUUACUAUUUUUGCAGAGGAGAUUGUCUGGCCCACCAUGUUUAAUCAGGUACAACCCUUUUCUAUGUGCAAUCCUCCAUGCUCAUCAGGUUACAGCAAAAUAAAAAUAGAAGGAAAGCCCUUUUGCUGUUAUGAUUGCCUUAAAUGUCCAGAAGGAAAAAUUUCAAACAAAACAGAUGCAGAUGACUGUUUCCCAUGUUCAGAAGAUCAGUACCCAAACAAAGCUCACAACCUUUGCAUUCCAAAACACAUCACAUUUUUGUCUCAUGAAGAGCCUCUGGGAAUUAGCCUGACAGCUAUUGCUUCCAUCUUUUCUUUCAUCUCAGUUAUGGUCCUGGGAAUCUUCAUUAAGCAUCAGGACACCCCCAUUGUCAAAGCCAACAACCGGAACCUCACCUACAUUCUUCUCAUUGCUCUCCUCCUCUCCUUCCUCUGCACUUUGCUCUUCAUUGGGCAACCAGAUCAAGUAAAAUGUCUCAUGCGACAAACUUCUUUUGGCAUCAUCUUCUCUGUAGCUCUUUCUUGUAUAUUGGGGAAAACAAUCAUAGUGGUCCUUGCUUUCAUGGCCACCAAGCCCGGAUCCAAAAUGAGGAAAUGGGUGGGGAAAAGGCUGGCCAACGCUAUAGUUCUUUCAUGCUCUUUGACACAAUUCUCCAUUUGUGCAGUGUGGUUGGCAAUUUCCCCCCCAUUCCCAGAUUCUGACAUGCACUCCAUGGCUGAAGAAAUUGUCCUAGAAUGUAAAGAAGGUUCAACCACUAUGUUUUAUACUGUUCUUGGUUUUUUGGGAUUCUUGACUGCUGUCAGCUUCUCAGUAGCCUUCCUUGCUAGGAAGUUACCUGACAGCUUUAAUGAAGCCCAAUUUAUCACCUUCAGCAUGUUGGUCUUUUGUAGUGUCUGGAUAUCCUUUGUUCCCACCUACCUGAGCACCAAGGGAAAAUACAUGGUAGCUGUGGAGAUCUUUUCCAUUUUGGCUUCUGCAGCUGGAUUACUGGGUUGCAUCUUUUCCCCCAAAUGUUACAUUAUUAUUCUGAGGCCUGAUUUGAACAGAAAGGAACAGCUGACAAAAAAAUGAAACCAAUUUAUUGGGUCCUAUAUAAGUUACCUCAUUUGCCUUA